AUAUUGUCAAUUUGUGUUGACGUGUACGAAGUUCCAGUAACGUUCCUCCGAACAACCAAUGUCGGCGUAGACCCCACUUCGCCCAUCUUUCCUGAAUCACUGGCAUCUGAUUUUGAUGAGGACAGAAGUUCCGGUGGUCCGACCAACCGAAAUGAUACUUGA
Molecule: messenger RNA, 162 nt
Organism: Rodentolepis nana
Lineage: Eukaryota; Metazoa; Platyhelminthes; Cestoda; Cyclophyllidea; Hymenolepididae
Source: the annotation of a GenBank genome assembly